AUGGCUACAGUCACUGCAAACGGAGUGCAGCAAGAGAAUGGAUUCAGCACCACGAACAGCGCCGGCAGGAUGAACGGGCUUACCAUCGGCCAGAACACCAUUCCAAUGAAGGACCACGACGCCAUCAAGCUUUUCAUCGGGCAGAUUCCCAGAAACCUGGAGGAAAAAGACCUGAAACCCCUGUUUGAGGAAUUCGGAAAGAUAUACGAACUCACUGUACUGAAAGACAGGUUUACGGGAAUGCAUAAAGGAUGUGCCUUUCUAACAUACUGUGCCAGAGAGUCAGCACUGAAGGCCCAGAGCGCCCUCCAUGAACAGAAGACUCUGCCAGGGAUGAACCGGCCCAUCCAGGUGAAGCCAGCCGACAGCGAAGGACGAGGAGAAGACAGGAAGCUGUUUGUGGGAAUGCUCGGCAAGCAGCAGAGUGAGGACGACGUCCGGCGGCUGUUCGAGACCUUCGGCCAGAUCGAGGAGUGCACCGUCCUGCGAGGGCCUGAUGGGGCCAGUAAGGGCUGUGCCUUUGUCAAGUUCUCCAGCCACGCUGAAGCGCAAGCUGCCAUCAACAGCUUGCAUGGUGGACAGACUAUGCCUGGUGCCUCAUCCAGUCUGGUGGUCAAAUUUGCAGACACUGAUAAGGAGAGGACCCUGCGCAGGAUGCACCAGAUGGCCGGCCAGCUCGGCAUCUUCAGUCCCAUGACCAUCCAGUUUGGGGCCUAUGGCGCCUACUCUCAUGCUGUAAGUCUCAGCCCGGCGGGGGAGGAGACGCAGAUGAUGCAACAGCAAGCAGCCCUGAUGGCAGCAACACAAGGGUCCUACCUGAACCCCAUGGCAGCCAUCGCUGCCGCGCAAAUGCAGCAAAUGGCAGCUUUCAAUGUCAACAGCCUGGUGGCUACUCCCAUGACACCAUCCUCAGGCACCAGCACACCCCCAGGCAUCUCUGCCACAGCCGUGCCCAGCAUAGCCACCCCUAUCGGGGUCAACGGAUUCAGUGCCCUCCCACCUCAAAGCAACGGGCAGCCCACCUCUGAGCCCAUCUACACCAAUGGUAUUCACCCUUACCCAGCACAGAGUCCAACGGUGACCGACCCUCUCCAACAGGCUUAUGCUGGCGUCCAACACUACGCAGCAGCCUACCCUGCCGCCUAUGCGCCAAUCAGCCAAGCGUUCCCCCAGCAACCAACCAUCAUUCCCCAGCAACAGAGGGAAGGGCCAGAAGGUUGCAACCUGUUUAUUUAUCACCUGCCCCAGGAGUUCGGAGAUGCGGAGCUCAUGCAAAUGUUCCUGCCUUUUGGCAACGUCAUCUCUGCCAAAGUCUUUGUGGACCGAGCGACCAAUCAGAGCAAAUGUUUUGGCUUUGUGAGUUUUGAUAACCCAUCCAGUGCUCAAGCCGCUAUCCAGGCCAUGAACGGCUUUCAGAUAGGCAUGAAGAGGCUGAAGGUGCAGCUAAAGCGGCCAAAGGAUGCCAACCGACCUUACUGACUCGUCUGCUGUCCAUACCCAGUGUGAGGUGGCCUUUCUCCGCUAUAGCCACACACCCCCCCCUACACCUGUCAUGGGGCCAAGUUCCCAC
Messenger RNA from Plectropomus leopardus (leopard coralgrouper), 1570 nucleotides. Lineage: Eukaryota; Metazoa; Chordata; Actinopteri; Perciformes; Serranidae. The record is from RefSeq and is a predicted model, not a curated record.